AUGUUUCAGCACCACAGCAGCCAGCGCACGCACGCAGCACAGCGAUGCAUGCGGGCAGCUGUGCAGCAGCAGCACGAAGCAGCGCAGCAGCUGCAGGCAGCGGUGUGUGUGGUGGUGCAGUGGGGCGGUGUGGCAGCGGUGUGUGUGGUGAUCAGGGCGGUCAGCAGUGGUGCAGCCGCUGUGGCGAUCGCGGCGCUGGAGCAGCUGACACAGUUCGCGGGGUCGAUGGAUGCGGCGGAGAGGGCAAUGGCCGGGUUGCCCACUAAGAGUCCUGUCUUUGGGCCCGUUCCCAUGCAUUCUCUGGAUGUUCGACAUCCACACAAGCGUGGUGGUAGAAGGGGAGGUGGACCAUUCCGAGGGGGUGGCCAGGGAAAUGUUGGCCGCCACCAUGGUUCUGUCCCUUCUGUCCGUGGAAAGGGGCAUGGUCGGGGUAAGGCUCGAUCUAAGCGCUUCCAAAUACAAGGUGUGAAUUCAACAUCUUCCCAUACAGAACCUUCUGCUGCCAAGGAGCACACAGCUGAUGUGGCCAAAAAGGUAGCUGAAUCUGCUUCUGCACCAGAAAACGUAGCUCCUAACUGUCGACCUGUACAGCUUGCUUGGUGUGAACUUUGUAGGGUAGAUUGUUCUGGUUUGGAAAUUCUUGAGCAGCACAAAAAUGGAAAGAAACAUAAAAAGAACUUGCUAAGGUAUGAAGAGAUGAAAAAUGCUAUCAAACCAGCAGAAGAAAUACAGAAUCCUCAGGAACCUAUAAAUGAUUCAAAGCCUGAAGAGUCUCAGCAGCCUCCAUUUGCAGAGGAUUGUGAAGAGCAGAAGUUGGCAGAAAACUUGCCCUCUGAAGCUGGAAGCAUUGAACAUAGAAUGGAGAACAGUUGCAACAAUGAACACAGAAUGGAGAAUAAUCUGCAAAAUAAUGCUGGGGAAAAACCUCAAGUUCCUGUGGGGGAACCAUCUGAUCAGCAAGGAAGGAAGUUUAGGAUGAAUUUGUUUGAUAAUAGGAGACAUGGAAUGAAACGCAAAAUGAAGGGUGGUCGGGGAGGGAAGCGUAUAAAGACUUUUGAAGCUAGAAGAGCAGUGGAACCUCCCAAACCUAAAAUUGUAGCUCCGCAAUUAUGUGAUUUGUGCAAUGUCAAGUGUGACACACGUGAGGUUCUUGACCGCCAUCUUUCUGGUAAGAAGCAUAUUGCUAAGCUUAAACGAUUUCAAGGUCAUCAGGCAAUGUAUGGGCCAACAGGGCUUCAGGCACUUUACCCCCCUAAUCCAAUUGCACAAACUCAUUCCCUCCCUCAAGGCCAUCAACCUUUCUACAAUCCUCAGGGCGCAUUUCUCCCACAAGGGGCUUAUUUUCCUUCCCAAGGAUACCAAUCUGCAUCAGCAGCUGCAGGUUUGAAUCCUCAAUUCUCACAAAGUUCCAUGCCUCAACAGUCAGAAUCCACUUCAACUCUUUGAGGCAAAUCCUGCAACAGCUGUCUGAGAAUCUGGAGGCUAUGGAUCAGAUCCUCCCCUCAUUAGCAUCACAUAUCUAACUUAGUAUGUUUCUGGGAAUAGAUUUGCUGCCAUUUACUGUCAAUAUGGAGUCUCCUCUACUGAUGUUACUUGCAUUGAAGUCGUGAAGUUAACAUGGCUCAGUAGCAAUGAAUUUCACUUUCCACUAGUUCUCUUUAUCGACUCUAAGAAAGUUUUUGUUUCUGCUUUUGAAAAUAUAUUGAUAUUUUUAUAUAUUGAUAUCAUCUUAUACUGCAA
Messenger RNA from Hevea brasiliensis (rubber tree), 1740 nucleotides. RefSeq lists its product as uncharacterized. The record is from RefSeq and is a predicted model, not a curated record. Gene Ontology annotation, molecular function: zinc ion binding; nucleic acid binding. The transcript has 2 exons. The coding region runs from base 1 to 1446 and encodes 481 amino acids. NCBI's taxonomy places the organism in Eukaryota, Viridiplantae, Streptophyta, Magnoliopsida, Malpighiales, Euphorbiaceae.